Messenger RNA from Anoplophora glabripennis (Asian longhorned beetle), 588 nucleotides. RefSeq lists its product as uncharacterized. The transcript is spliced from 2 exons. NCBI's taxonomy places the organism in Eukaryota, Metazoa, Arthropoda, Insecta, Coleoptera, Cerambycidae. Bases 1 to 588 code for a protein of 195 amino acids. The record is from RefSeq and is a predicted model, not a curated record.
AUGAUUAAGUGUUUAAAAAUCCAAGCUUUUAAAAUAACUAACCGCGCUAUGUUGUCCAAAAAUUUGAAUAUAAUCCAUGGAGUAAGUUUAACACAGAAUAAUCGCUAUGCUAAAAACAUACAAUUUAGUAUUAACGAUACGGAACUAGAUAAUCUUGGAUCUGAACAAUUGGAUAACUUAUUAACAGAUACUUCUUCCAGAUUCUUUGAAACCCACAAAUUAGAUGUAAACAUUCCCAGACUGCUAGAAGAAGGUAGAAAAAAGAAUAAAGGAGAAGGAAAUGGGGCAUUGUAUUGGGCACUCGCUAUUAAAGGCAGCUUCCUUGCAAUGGCAUAUAAAGGCAUCGCUGUCAUGGCUGGUCUUGCCUUAAUUAUGGGGAAAAUGGCUCUGCUUUUGAGUGCCAUUCUUGGCUUGAAGAAACUGAUAAAUAGUGGACACGAAUCGACUACAUUUGAAAUCAUUAAACAGCCAAAAUACACAGAACAACACACGCAUUCAACUUCUUAUGAAGAUGAUGGCCAUCAUCACAGGUCUUAUUCCGAUAUACAUACUUACCCUUCGAAGCGAAUUUAUAAAACCUAUAUUUAA